CAACGGUCACAAUUAAAACGAGGCUUGGGGGAAGUAAUUGAGAAACGAAGACUGCUCUCAUUUUCGUCUUCACUGGAUUGUUUGUUCCUCUCGGACCAUAUUUGUCUGCAAUUUCAAACAAUUUUGUUAUCGAUUGUACUAGUAAUCACUGAUCAGGGCACAUUCACUACAAACUUGACAUCAUCAAAUGUGCUUGAGCAGUUUCAGAUUAGAGUGACUGUGUAUCUGUCAUUUUAUUUGAGGAGCUUCUUUCAUGAUUGGGAAAAUGGUGGAAGGGCCAAAUUUUACUGGACUUAUAGGAGGAAAUAACGACAAUGAUAAUAACUAUUAUGAUUUCACCCAAGGCUUUUACCAAAAACUUGGCGAGGGUACAAACAUGUCCAUUGACAGUUUACAAACAAGCAAUGCUGGUGGGUCUGUCUCAAUGUCAGUGGACAACAGUAGUGUCGGGUCCAAUGAUUCUCUUACCCACAUUUUAAGCCACCCAGGUUUAAAACCUGUCCGCCAUAAUUAUAGUGUCUCUGUGGGCCAGAGUGUGUUUCGCCCAGGGAAGGUCACCCAUGCACUAAAUGAUGAUGCACUAGCUCAAGCAUUGAUGGAUAAUAGGUACCCAACCGAGGGAUUGGAGAAUUAUGAUGAAUGGACUAUUGAUUUGAGAAAACUUGUUAUGGGGACAGCUUUUGCCCAAGGUGCUUUUGGGAAGUUAUAUAGAGGAACAUAUAAUGGAGAGGAUGUUGCAAUAAAGAUACUGGAGAGACCAGAGAAUAGCCUGGAGAAAGCCCAAGUGAUGGAGCAGCAGUUUCAGCAGGAAGUCAUGAUGCUUGCAACACUAAAGCAUCCCAACAUAGUGCGAUUCAUUGGUGCAUGCCGUAAGCCCAUGGUUUGGUGUAUUGUGACUGAAUAUGCAAAGGGAGGGUCAGCUCGGCAGUUUCUGACUAGGCGGCAGAAUCGGGCAGUGCCACUGAAAUUGGCAGUUAAGCAGGCAUUGGAUGUUGCAAGGGGAAUGGCAUAUGUCCAUGGGCUUGGGUUUAUACACCGGGAUUUGAAGUCUGAUAACCUUCUGAUUUCAGCUGAUAAGUCAAUAAAAAUUGCAGAUUUCGGUGUGGCACGGAUUGAAGUGCAGACUGAGGGAAUGACACCAGAAACGGGAACAUACCGAUGGAUGGCUCCAGAGAUGAUUCAGCAUCGGCCCUAUACGCAAAAGGUGGAUGUCUAUAGUUUUGGAAUUGUGCUUUGGGAGCUUAUAACAGGUAUGCUUCCCUUCCAGAACAUGACAGCAGUGCAAGCUGCAUUUGCUGUGGUGAACAAGGGUGUAAGACCAGUUAUCCCAAAUGAUUGUCUCCCUGUACUCAGUGAGAUCAUGACUCGCUGCUGGGACACCAACCCUGAAGUGCGUCCUCCUUUCACUGAGAUUGUCAGGAUGCUUGAGAAUGCUGAAACUGAGAUUAUGACUACUGUGCGCAAGGCACGCUUCAGAUGCUGCAUGACCCAACCCAUGACAGUUGACUGAUCCAGAAUACAUGAGUGAAAAACAUAUGGUAAAGAUGAUACAAACAAGAAGUGAAAUGUAAAAUGUCCGCAUUAUGAACUUAUAUGUUUGUGUAUGUAUUAGUUUCCCUUUUCUUUUCUUAUUUGGUCCUUCCUUUUUAAGAUAGAGUGAAGUUAACCAUUAGACUGCUUGCUUUUGGUUUUUGGGUUCUAAGUUGUAAUGGAGUAGCGAUAUCGAAGCAAAUUUUCUAGUUCCAAGUAGCUGUGGAAACAUUAAUUUUUCUUCCUUAUCUCUGUAGCUAAAUAUAUGGGACCUGCUGUCUCAUUGUUGUUGAUUGUUCUUGUUUUCCUAUAACAGAAUGUGUACAGAUUAA
Molecule: messenger RNA, 1862 nt
Organism: Jatropha curcas
Lineage: Eukaryota; Viridiplantae; Streptophyta; Magnoliopsida; Malpighiales; Euphorbiaceae
Product: Protein kinase superfamily protein
Biological process (GO): protein phosphorylation; signal transduction
Cellular component (GO): cytoplasm
Molecular function (GO): ATP binding; protein kinase activity
Source: RefSeq, a predicted model, not a curated record